Knipowitschia caucasica is the source of this 591-nucleotide messenger RNA. NCBI's taxonomy places the organism in Eukaryota, Metazoa, Chordata, Actinopteri, Gobiiformes, Gobiidae. The record is from the annotation of a GenBank genome assembly.
AUGUGCUGCUCUGUGGGGUUCGCUCGCUCGCUGGGCCUGGCUCUGGUGCCUCUGGCCGUGUGCUCCAUCGUGGCUAACCUCCUGCUGCUGUUUCCCAUGGGGGAGACCCAGUACCUGCAGGAGGACCGGCUCGCCCAGUACGUCUGGUACUUUGGAGGACUGGGAGGUGGAGGAGUGCUGAUGCUGAUUCCUGCUGUGGUCUUCAUCACUUUGGGGAAGUGUGACUGCUGCUGGAACGAGGGCCUCAUGAUGUGUGGCUCGGUCCUGGCUGCAGUCCUCGGUCUCCUUGGAGCUGGUUACUCCUUCGUCGUCGCUGGUUUUGCUUUGGUCCAAGGUCCUCUGUGUUUCACCAGUCUGGGAUGGACCUACGCCUUUGAGGACCAGAGCGGCAGGUACCUGCUGGAGCCGGAGUCCUGGUCCCAGUGUCUUCAGCCUCAGAACAUUGUGGAGUGGACGGUGACGCUGCAGUGUGUGCUGCUGGGUCUGUCCGUCCUGGAGGUCGUUGUGUGUCUGUGUCAGAUCGGAAACGGUUUGGUGAACGCCGUGUGCCGCCCCUGUUGCUACAAACAGGAGUACAGCCUCAGUGCAUAG